UGGGCCGGCUGGCUGGUCACAUUCGUCACGAUGGUCCAGUUCGCUCUUCUCUAUGGGCCGCUGUACAAUUACAGCAUUUUGUUUGUCAGUUUUCAGGAAGAAUUCGAGACCAGCGCUGCACUGACAGGCUGGUUGGGAUCUAUGGUCAACGGCCUCAUCAGCAUAUUUAGCCCGUUGGGUGGAGUGUUGCUGAGAGGGCUCAGUCACCGGGCCGUCUGCCUGCUGGCGGUGGCGGUCUACAGCGCAGGCGCACUGGCCACCUCCUUCGUACCGAACAUCUACUGGGCCUUCCUGUCCAUGGGCGUCAUGAUGUCAUUCGGGGCUGGCGCCUCUAUGCACUCCGGCAUCUGUCUGCUUUUCCAAUGGCAUCCAGGCAAGAACAACGCCCGUGCUACGUGCCUGGCGCUUCUUGGUACCUCCAUAGGACUUCUCUCGUUUGCUCCAUUAAAGACUGAACUCAUUGGGAACUACGGCUGGCGUAACAUGCUGAGGAGUUUGAGCGGAGGGGUCUUUGUGAUCGGAAUGCUGGACGGAAUUUUCCUGUUGCCCCCGCCGGCACGGCAACAGCGUCCCGCGGAGGAAAAAUCGGUUUCCCCCGCUUCAGUCACACGUCGAGUCGAAGGAAAGCUGCAAGAGGGAGUCGUGGACGUGCAGCAGCGGAUGGGCAAGACGACGGACGCCAUUUGCGAAGUAAUAGACGGACGGAAGACUGAAGUACCGCGAUCCGGCAAAGGAACAGCCGAAGCGGGAGCCCAGCCCCUGAAGGACGCCAGAGAUGGCCAAGACGAUGCCCGAAAUCUCGAGCAAGACAAGAAGGGAUUAGCAGAGAUGAUCCGAGACUGGGACGCCUGGUUCUUUGCCGUGUCCGUCACGUGUAGUACCAUGUGCUGGACCUUUGUCGUUGUUAACUUUGCCAGCUUCAUGAAGAAUUUGGGGUUCUCCGCUGACGACGCAUCCCUGGUGCUUGUCGUCUUUGGCACGUCUGAGGUGGCAGGGAAGAUACUGACAGCGUUCUUGGGAGACCAUCUCCCCUUCCUGCGGGUAAACGCGGUGGCGAUCUCCUCAGUGAUUGGUGCUAUUGCAGCGGGUUUCCUGACUCUUGCUAAGUCACUGACCGAUCUGAUACUCCUGUCUGCUGUUUGCGGUCUCUUACGUGCUGUGUUUUUGGGUAUUUCAUUUUCUGCUUCCUUCGAACUUCUCAGCGACUACGGAGAAGACGGAGUGACUGCUGUUGUGAUGGUACCCAUGGGCGUGGGCGCGCUCGUUGCAGCACCACUGACAGGCUUUGAGACACUGGUCGGAGCAGACCUACCAGUCUUUUUUUACUACAGUUACUGCGAACUAUGA
This is a messenger RNA of Acanthaster planci (crown-of-thorns starfish), 1347 nucleotides long. Its product is annotated as monocarboxylate transporter 14-like. The record is from RefSeq and is a predicted model, not a curated record. Gene Ontology annotation, biological process: transmembrane transport. Gene Ontology annotation, molecular function: monocarboxylic acid transmembrane transporter activity. Lineage: Eukaryota; Metazoa; Echinodermata; Asteroidea; Valvatida; Acanthasteridae.